This is a messenger RNA of Erigeron canadensis, 1741 nucleotides long. RefSeq names its product beta-glucosidase 18-like. Gene Ontology annotation, biological process: carbohydrate metabolic process. The coding region runs from base 62 to 1672 and encodes 536 amino acids. Lineage: Eukaryota; Viridiplantae; Streptophyta; Magnoliopsida; Asterales; Asteraceae. The record is from RefSeq and is a predicted model, not a curated record. The transcript has 11 exons. Gene Ontology annotation, molecular function: beta-glucosidase activity.
UUUAAGUUAAAACAACAUACAAGAAAUAAAAAAAUCCCCUCCUUUUUCUCUUUUUGCCAGAAUGAAACUAAAAGCACUUGUCCUUUUCCUCUUCUUCUUUCUCGUUUCUUCUUCUACUCACUUUCUUGAAGCCUCAUACAAUGAAGAUGGAGGAUUCAAGCUCGAAGAGAACGACGAAAUGCUUAUCAAACGGUCCGAUUUUCCACCCGAAUUUAUCUUUGGUGCAGCCACUUCUACUUACCAAGUUGAAGGAGCUUAUCUUGAAGAUGGUAAAUCUUUAAGCAACUGGGAUGUAUUUUGUCAUUCCAUAGGUUGUGCUGAAAAUAGAGAGAAUGGAGAUGUUGCAGAUGAUCAUUAUCAUUUAUUUAUGGAAGAUAUUGAGCUAAUGCAUUCCGUUGGUCUAAAAGCAUACCGAUUUUCUAUUUCAUGGGCUAGAAUUCUCCCACGUGGAAGGUUUGGUAAAGUUAAUCCUGCAGGGAUUAUAUUCUAUAACAAGAUCAUAGACAAUUUAAUUCUUAAAGGAAUCGAACCAUUUGUGACGCUUCACCAUAACGAUUUUCCUCAAGUACUUGAAGACAGAUACGGGGCUUGGCUAAACCCUGAAAUGCAGGAAGACUUUUUAUAUCUGGCAGAAAUAUGUUUCAAGUCCUUUGGAGACCGAGUGAAGUAUUGGGUCACGAUUAACGAACCUAACAUGUACAUAGAGUUGGCUUACGAACAGGGAGUUUUUCCACCAUCUCGUUGUUCAGAGCCUUUUGGAAAUUGUGCUGAAGGAAAUUCAGAUGUUGAGCCACUCAUCGCGAUGCACAACAUGUUGUUGGCCCAUGGCAGGGCAGCCAAACUAUAUCAUGAAAAUUUCCAGCCUAAACAAGGUGGUCAAAUCGGGCUUGUUGUGCACUGUUACAUGUAUGAACCUCUAACCGAUAGUGAGCUUGAUCAUGAAGCUGCCAAAAGAGCAUUUGCAUUCAACAUUGCUUGGGCAUUUGAUCCCUCAAUAUUUGGAGAGUACCCCAAAGAAAUGCAGGAAUACCUUGGAAGUGAUUUACCAAGUUUCUCCCUUGAUGAAAAGAAUUUCAUGAAGAACAGUACCGAUUUUAUUGGCAUCAACCAUUAUUCGGCUCUAUAUGUUAAGGAUUGUACCAAUUCUAGUUGCACUGCAACUGGGAAUCGUCCAAUCCAAGGUUGUUUGGACAAAGUUGAAGAGCGUGAUGGCGUGCUAAUUGGUGAACAAACCGGCCUAGAGUUUUUAUUCGUCGUUCCUAGAGGCAUGGAGGAAAUUGUUGACCAAAUCAAGAUUCGGUACAAUAAUAAACCCAUGUUUAUUACAGAAAAUGGAUACUCUUCACCCGACGUGCAAGAGGAACGAGUUAACGAGCUAGUGGAUGAUGGAAAGCGAGUUGAAUUUCACACAACAUACCUUGCUUCUUUAGCCAAGUCAAUAAGAAGGGGAGCCGAUGUUCGUGGAUAUUUCGUAUGGUCUUUGAUGGAUAGCUACGAAUGGCUGGUAGGUUACAAAGUGAGGUUCGGGUUGUACUAUGUGGAUCAUCAAACACAAACUCGGAUACCAAAGCUUUCUGCAAGAUGGUACAAGAAUUUCUUAUCAAACAAUAGUGAUAUUGUGGAUAUGGUUGAAGCAAACGAUAACAGAUCAUUACGCAAAGAUGUUAUGUAAAAGGCUUAUGUAAGAAACAUAGUCUAAUUGAUCACAUUGAUCAAUAUUAUCCUUGAUUCCUUUGGUUUA